Messenger RNA from Annulohypoxylon truncatum, 1445 nucleotides. RefSeq names its product DUF455 domain protein. The record is from RefSeq and is a predicted model, not a curated record. Gene Ontology annotation, biological process: mRNA splicing, via spliceosome. Bases 119 to 1318 code for a protein of 399 amino acids. Gene Ontology annotation, cellular component: U2-type spliceosomal complex; post-mRNA release spliceosomal complex. Lineage: Eukaryota; Fungi; Ascomycota; Sordariomycetes; Xylariales; Hypoxylaceae. The transcript has a single exon.
AGUUAACUCUAUGAAUUUAUACCAAUUCAGUUAGCCACCAGUAAAAUAAAACCAUAGUCGACACUGCCCAAGCCAUCACCGACCCGAAUUAGCGACAGCCCUCCCAACCGCCGCCGCCAUGCAGGGCUUCAACAUGGGGCGGUACGUCCCGCCCGACCUCGAAGGCACGACGAGCGGCAACGCGCUGCACAAGAAGCGGCCGCCGGGCAUUUCGCAAGACGGGACGCAGACGGUGCGCUUCGAGAUGCCCUUCGCGAUAUGGUGUCUGCACUGCGAGAACCCCAACCCUCCUCCUCACGCCGACUCCAGCUCCGACGCGGGGGGGAAGAAGAAAGGAGGAAAGCCGACGAUCAUAGGCCAGGGCGUACGCUUCAACGCGACGAAGCGCAAGGUCGGGAAUUACCACAGCACGCCCAUCUUCGCCUUCCGCAUGCGGCACGCCGAGUGCGGCGGCUCCAUCGAGAUCCGGACCGACCCGAAGAACACGGCGUACGUCGUGGUCGAGGGGGCGCGGAAGCGGGAUACGGGGGACUCCGACUUCCCCUUCCCCCUCUCCUCAUCCCUAUCAUCAGUAGGCCCGAUCCUCACAGACAAAGAAAAGGAAGCGCUCCGCUCCGACGCGUUCGCGAAACUAGAAAAGACGAUCGCGGACCGAAAGGUGCUGGAAGACGCGCGGCAGCGCAUCGAGGAGCUGGAGGACGAGAGCGCGCGCAAGUGGGAGGACCCGUACGAGCGUAAUCGGCGACUAAGAGACGCGUUCCGGGUCGGCAGGAAGGAGCGCGAGAGGGACGCGUUGAAGACGGAGAGCUUGCGCGAGCGCAUGGGCUUGGGCAUCGAGUUGCUUGCCGCGAGCGAGGAGGACGCGAGGAGGGCUGCGCUGGUGGACUUCGGGCCCGCGGCGGCUGCCGGGGAGGGAGAGAUGGGCCGGAAGGCGUUGGCGAAGCCGCUUUUUGAUAUUGGUGUAAAAGGUACGAAAGAAGAAGACGGGAAGAGCAAAAGCAAAAGCAAGAGUAAGAGUAAGAGGUUGAAGUCUGAAGUGGCCGCUGCGCAGAUGCGGGAGAGUCUCGUGUCAGAAAUCGUGGGCAACACGAGAGUGGCUCAGGAUCCGUUUCUAUCGCUUGAUCGCGGUAAUGGAGAAAGCGGCAAGGGCUCAUCUAGAUUUAUGGGAAUCAAGAGAAAAAGACUACAGUCGGAACCGGAGUCGGAUCAUGGGUUAGAAGGGUCUAACGAACCUGGGUCGGAAAAGGGGCGCCCGACUGACGUAGAAGAGGAGAAGAUAUCGUCAUCAGCGGUGUUGGUUGAUUACGACUCGGAUUAAGGCAACAUUGCAUUAGACAUGGCGUUUACGGGAUUUACAUUUGGUCAUUACAAGAUACCCAGGUUAUAUCAUGAAGCACGACGUAUGGUUGGGCAAGGGCAGAUUCACAACAUAGGUAGAAUUGAUC